AUGAACACCUGGUCGAGGACGGGAAAACCCGUGAACAGACGGUUUUCUAUGGAUCGUUAUGGUGUUGUUCUCCUUUUCAUCAGCCUGCAUUUCGCGUACGGAGACGUGAGCUACUCUGUCGCAGAGGAGAUGAAACGCGGGUCUGUGAUUGGAAAUAUAGCAAAGGAUCUCGGCCUCGGGACUGCUGCACUUUCCUCGCGUAAAGCUCGCAUGGACACCGACAGGAGUGGCAAGCAGUAUUGUGAUAUUAAUCUGAGCAGCGGAGAUUUGAUUGUGACGGACAGGAUCGACAGGGAGGGUCUUUGUGGUAAGAAGGCGACUUGCCUUUUAAAAGAGGAGCUUGUACUGGAAAACCCUUUAGAGCUUCAUCGUAUCAGUGUUCAUGUGCAAGAUAUAAACGACAACGCCCCACACUUUAGUGAGGAGUUGAUUUCAUUUGAAAUAACAGAAUCAGCUGAUAAAGGAGCACGAUUCUUACUCACUGAAGCCCAUGAUGCAGAUAUCGGUUCAAAUACGGUGCAGCAAUACAAUUUACAAAAUAAUGAACAUUUCACUAUUAAUGUGGAUACAGACGGUAGUGGACGGAAACACUCUGAGCUGGUUUUAGUUAAAGAAUUAGACCGAGAACAAGAGAACGAUCUGAAAUUGGUGUUGACGGCUGUAGAUGGUGGUUCUCCGAGGAGAUCGGGCACUGCAAUCAUUCACAUCACUGUGCUCGAUGCUAAUGAUAACGCACCAGUGUUUAAUCAGGCCGUAUAUGAAGCCAGUGUGCCUGAAAACGCACCGUUAGAUACAGUAGUUAUUGCAGUGAGCGCAACUGAUGCAGACGCAGGAGCAAAUGGUGACAUUACGUACAGUUUUGAUCAUGUGUCUGAAGACCAUGCCACGCUAUUCUCACUUGACCAGAAGACUGGUGAAAUACGAGUCACCGGGUCCAUUGAUUAUGAGACUGAGACGUCUAUUGAACUACGGAUAAGAGCGAAAGACGGUCCAGGUCUUACGUCAUAUUGUACAGUUAUUAUAGACAUAACGGAUGUCAAUGAUAACCCACCUGCUAUCAGUUUAAAGUCACUGACUAACCCCAUACCUGAGAACGUGUCACCGGGUUCAGAGGUGGGCAUCAUUAACGUGCACGACAGAGACUCUGAGAACAACAGACAGGUCCGCUGCUCCAUUCAGCAAAAUGUCCCUUUUAAGUUAGUUCCUUCGAUUAAAAACUAUUAUUCUCUGGUGACCACAGGACAACUGGACCGUGAACUAGUGUCAGAUUAUAACAUUACAAUCACUGCCACUGACGAGGGCUCUCCACCUCUGUCCUCCUCUAAAACUAUUCAGUUAUCUGUAGCGGACAUCAACGACAACCCACCUGUGUUUGAGGAACAGUCUUACAGCGCAUAUGUGACUGAAAAUAACAAACCUGGCUCCACUUUAUGUUCCGUUACUGCUCGAGACCCCGACUGGAGACAAAACGGAACAGUGGUUUAUUCUCUGUUACCUGGUGAGGUGAACGGUGCCUCGGUGUCCUCCUGUCUAUCAGUUAACGGAGACACGGGGGUGAUCCACGCUGUGAGGUCGUUUGAUUAUGAACAGUUCAGGAGCUUUAAAGUCCACGUGAUGGCCAGAGACAACGGUUCUCCUCCCCUCAGCAGCAACGUGACCGUCAGCGUCUUCGUAUCGGAUGUGAACGACAACUCUCCUCAGAUACUGUACCCCGCCCCGGAGGGCAACUCCUUCAUGACCGAGCUGGUCCCCAAAGCUGCACACGGAGGCUCUCUGGUGUCCAAAGUGAUCGCGGUGGACGCGGACUCCGGACAGAACGCCUGGUUGUCAUAUCAAAUAGUCAAAUCCACUGAUCCGGGACUUUUCACUAUUGGUGUCCACAGUGGAGAGAUCAGGACACAGCGGGACAUUUCUGAAUCUGACAGCAUGAAACAGAACCUUAUUGUGGCUGUGAAAGAUAAUGGACAGCCCUCUCUGUCUGCCACCUGUUCCAUGUAUUUACUUAUUUCUGAUAACUUGGCUGAGGUGCCAGAGCUAAAGGAUAUUUCUUAUGAUGAGAAGAAUUCAAAACUGACCUCCUACCUGAUCAUAGCCCUGGUAUCUGUCUCAACCUUUUUCCUGACCUUCAUCAUCAUCAUCCUGGGUGUGAGGUUUUGUCGCAGGAGAAAGCCCAGAAUGUUGUUUGACGGAGCUGUGGCCAUCCCCAGCGCUUAUCUCCCUCCUAAUUACGCGGAAGUUGACGGCACAGGAACUUUACGCAGCACUUACAAUUAUGACGCCUACCUGACAACAGGUUCCAGAACCAGUGACUUUAAAUUCGUGACAUCUUACAAUGAAAACACUCUGCCUGCUGACCAGACUCUGAGGAAAAGUCCUUCUGACUUUGCUGAGGCUUUUGGAGACUGUGAUUCUUCUCCUGAGUUAUCUGUAGCUGACAUCAACGACAACCCACCUGUGUUUGAGGAACAAUCCUACAGCGCAUAUGUGACUGAAAAUAACAAACCUGGCUCCACGUUAUGUUCCGUUACUGCUCGAGACCCCGACUGGAGACAAAACGGCACAGUGGUUUAUUCUCUGUUACCUGGUGAGGUGAACGGUGCCUCGGUGUCCUCCUAUCUAUCAGUUAACGGAGACACGGGGGUGAUCCACGCUGUGAGGUCGUUUGAUUAUGAACAGUUCAGGAGCUUUAAAAUCCACGUGAUGGCCAGGGACAACGGUUCUCCUCCGCUCAGCAGCAACGUGACCGUCAGCGUCUUCGUAUCGGAUGUGAACGACAACUCUCCUCAGAUACUGUACCCCGCCCCGGAGGGCAACUCCUUCAUGACCGAGCUGGUCCCCAAAGCUGCACACGGAGGCUCUCUGGUGUCCAAAGUGAUCGCGGUGGACGCGGACUCCGGACAGAACGCCUGGCUGUCCUAUCAGAUAGUCAAAUCCACUGAUCCGGGACUUUUCACUAUUGGUGUCCACAGCGGAGAGAUCAGGACACAGCGGGACAUUUCUGAAUCUGACAGCAUGAAACAGAACCUUAUUGUGGCAGUGAAAGAUAACGGACAGCCCUCUCUGUCUGCCACCUAUGUUGAUGGAACAGGAACUUUACGCAGCACCUACAAUUAUGAUGCCUACCUGACAACAGGUUCUCGAACCAGUGACUUUAAGUUCGUGACGUCUUACAAUGACAACACACUGCCUGCUGACCAGACUCUGAGGAAAAGUCCUUCUGACUUUGCAGAUGCGUUUGGAGACUGUGAUUCUUCUCCUGAGACCAACGGAGUCGAAUAUUGA
Molecule: messenger RNA, 3282 nt
Organism: Limanda limanda (common dab)
Lineage: Eukaryota; Metazoa; Chordata; Actinopteri; Pleuronectiformes; Pleuronectidae
Product: protocadherin beta-16-like
Exons: 4
Coding region: 1-3282 (1093 amino acids)
Biological process (GO): homophilic cell-cell adhesion
Cellular component (GO): plasma membrane
Molecular function (GO): calcium ion binding
Source: RefSeq, a predicted model, not a curated record